Molecule: messenger RNA, 969 nt
Organism: Dacryopinax primogenitus
Lineage: Eukaryota; Fungi; Basidiomycota; Dacrymycetes; Dacrymycetales; Dacrymycetaceae
Product: NADP-binding protein
Exons: 10
Coding region: 1-969 (322 amino acids)
Molecular function (GO): oxidoreductase activity, acting on the CH-OH group of donors, NAD or NADP as acceptor
Source: RefSeq, a predicted model, not a curated record
AUGACCAUCGUAAAUCCCCCUGCAAAAGUCCUUGUCACUGGCGCUAACGGCUAUAUCGCUGUAUGGAUCUGCCGUAUUCUGUUAGAGAAGGGAUAUUCCGUGCGAGGCACUGUACGCACGCCGUCGAAGGGGGACUAUCUGAAGAAAUUGUUCGAAAAGGAGGGGGAGAGGUUCGAGUAUGUGCUCGUGGAGGACAUCACCGCGGAAGGUGCCUUUGACGAAGCUGUGAAAGGUGUGCAGGGGGUGCUGCAUACUGCCAGCCCCGUGGCAAUGGCCAUCAAGCAUCCGGACGAGCUCAUCAAGCCCGCGGUGCAAGGCACACUCUCCGUACUGACGAGCGUGGACAAGUAUGGGACUGAAGUGGGGAGAGUGGUCAUCACGAGCUCUUGUGCAGCCAUCCUAGAACCACACGAAGGGGGCUAUGUCUAUACCGAGAAAGAUUGGAACGACUUCUCGCUCCACGAGGUGGAACAGAAAUCGGAAAAGGCCGCGCCCAUCCACCAGUACCGGACGAGCAAGACGCUCGCCGAGCAGAAUGCGUGGAGGUUUGAGAAGGAAAAAACGGGGAAAUGGGAUUUGGUUACUAUUCUACCGCCGUAUGUCUUUGGGCCUUUGCUUCAGGAGACGGCUGGGAAGGACUCGCUCAACUUCUCUGCGCAGCUGAUAUACGAUGCCGUUGUUACGCCUAAGACGGGCGAGGCGCUCUAUAGCUAUGCUGGCAAAUUGGAGGAGGCAGGAGGGGAGAGGAUCAUCGUUUCCGCCGGAUAUUUCGCAUGGCAAGAUUUGUACGAUGCGCUCUCGUCCCCCUCGCUCGAUCCCCCAUUCCCGGACGCGCCCAAAGGCAGCAGCGAACGCGGGGCCCCGCUGAUCUACUCCGGCGAUCUAUGCAACAAAUUGUUCGGGAUUGGGUUCAGGGGCUUACGAGAGUCAGCGAGAGAUACGGUGUUCAGUGUUCGAGAGAGACACUAG